GGGCGUUGGGGGAUCGUAAAAAAAAUAAAAAUGGAGCCGACAACUUCAACGGCAUGGAGGAAAAAAAAGGCAGUCGAUAUUAAAACAUGCAGAGAGGCAGACGAGCUCGGGGCCUUACUGAGAGGAAUGAGACUGCAGCAGAAGGCAGAGGAGAGGGAGAGACGCCUACUGCAGCCUGCCCGACACAGCCAGAGAGAGAUGACUUCUACUAUUAUUACAUUGUUAUUCCCCCCUGCUCAGCUACCCAUUGAUUUGUGUAUGAAAACCUAGCGCUUUUCUUUUUCUUCUGCAUGCUUGCCCCCCUUCUGGGUUCCUGCUUUUUGAGUGAUCAGCUGAUGAAGAGGCUAGCAGCUCGCCGCUAUGCUGGCUUGCUAAUUCUCUCCCCUCCAGCUGCAGCCGCGGCCAAUCCAGCUACAACCCGUCCUGAUCCGCAGAGCCAGACUGCAGACUGCAGCCAGGUGAAGGAGAACGGGGUCUUGGAGGACAUGGAGGAGGACAUCAGCCUAAAGAAAAGGAAAGGUGAUCACCACGGUGACAAAGACACAGAGUCACGGGACUCUGGGCAGGAAGCUGGAGGUGAAAAGGUCAAAAAACGUCGCGGAAGACCUCCGGCGGAGAAACUGCCGCCAAACCCACCUGAGCUCACGAAGCAGCUGAACACACUGGUGGACAUGGUCAUCAACUACAAAGAUGGGUUGGGCCGACAGAUCAGCAAAGGUUUUGUCCAGCUGCCUUCUCGGAAGGAGGUACCAGAGUACUAUGAAUUAAUCCGGAAGCCUGUGGACUUCAGAAGGAUCAGGGAGCGUGUGCGCAAUCACAAGUACAGAAGUGUGGGAGAUCUGGAGAAGGAUAUUAUACUGCUAUGUCACAAUGCCCAGACCUUCAACCUGGAGGGAUCUCAGAUAUUUGAGGACUCAAUAGUCCUCAAGUCUGUGUUUGAGAGUGCCCGACAGAGGAUCGUCAUUGACGAUGAGGAGAAGAAGGACAGCACUGCCAUCUGUGACAAUGACAAAGGUCGAGACAAUCAGUUUGUUUCAUCAGCAGUGAAAACUGUGACAAAGCAGGUGAAACAGAGGAUGAAAAAAGAGGAGAGGAGCAGAAAGACCAGGGUCAAGAAAACAGUCUACAGCGAUGUGGACAGUGAUGAGGAUCUGGAGAGCAGGACAGCUAAAGAUGUGGAUUGACCCGGAGGACCAGCGCUAGUUCAUUCAUCCCCCAUAUCCUGUUUCUUUCGGGCCGCUGUCCACUUUUUUACAUUGCAGCUCAUUAGUUUGCUCACCUUUGCGAAAGGUUUGUCUCAUCUCAAGCGAAGAAAGCUACUCAAAGAAAGGAAUUCACAUACCUAAUAAUGUUGGUCCUCAAGUAUCUCACGCAGCCUUCUACUCUCAUGUCUCUUGACUAUAAUUUUCUUCCUUUGGGGUUUGAUAGUGUUGCUUCCUCGGUCUUAAUAUGAAAGCUACUGUAUGUAUCCCCAAUAUUUUCCCAGAGGGUAUCUCCCGGUCCUUUUUCAUGAGUUGUUUUUGUAUUUGAAGGUAUUAUUACUGUAUGUGUGAAAUGUCUUCAUAUGUCUUAGAGCAUGAUGAUGUAUUUUUGGCUGAGAUGGAGAACGCCCUCAGAGAGUGGCGCCUGUUCACGACGUCACUACACAUUGUCUACAGGCUCGGGAGUCAUCAGAACUUGAUUGAUCUGCUCUACAAUAUGACCGGGAUGGACACUACUGGAUUGUUUCAUAUCUCAAAGUGUGUGUAUUUUAAAUUAAGUAAGAUUCUGUAAUA
Esox lucius (northern pike) is the source of this 1775-nucleotide messenger RNA. RefSeq names its product probable global transcription activator SNF2L2. Lineage: Eukaryota; Metazoa; Chordata; Actinopteri; Esociformes; Esocidae. Gene Ontology annotation, cellular component: RSC-type complex. The transcript has 6 exons. Gene Ontology annotation, molecular function: protein binding. Gene Ontology annotation, biological process: chromatin remodeling. The coding region runs from base 291 to 1184 and encodes 297 amino acids. The record is from RefSeq and is a predicted model, not a curated record.